Messenger RNA from Trichobilharzia szidati, 4453 nucleotides. Lineage: Eukaryota; Metazoa; Platyhelminthes; Trematoda; Strigeidida; Schistosomatidae. The record is from the annotation of a GenBank genome assembly.
CUGUGCCAGAAAAGUGAUAAUACCAAAAAAAAAUGUCUAACCUUGAGAACUGAAAAGCGUAUAACCUUGAGAGACUAAUGGAUAGUUAAACUGUGUGGCGAAUUUUUAAACAAGGCAAAAAAAUAAAUAUAAUCAUAAUUACAACAAUUAUAACAAUACUAAUCUUAACAUUUUUCAUUACAUUUGUAAGCUCUGUGCUGGCACCGUAAUCAUUGGAUAAUUUUCAUAACUUAUUGUUAUUAUUGUCAUUCUUAGGAGAAAUAAACAUGGUGGCGUGAUUUAUGCAUUCAUGUAUACAUUAUAAAACAAAAAUACAUCCUACACAAUUCCACUGAAGAUAACACAGUGAUCUCAAAUCAAAAUAAAGCCGACUAUAAUAACAGGAGGAUAGUCCAUAUGUGAUAAAUUCCAACUAUACAUCAUUAUUAUUUCUGCAUACAUAUAUACAUAUAUGACUCAAAUGUCUCAAAUAUUUUCAAGAAUCAAUCAAUUUGAAUUUUGAAUUCUUUCUAAUUUCACAAAAUUAUUAAAUGUUGUUGUCUAACGACAACAGAUUACUGGUAUACCAAUUCACUUUCAAUAUUUAUCUUUAUUUCGCCAAGUGACUACACUUCAUAAACACAACUUUUAAAUAAAACUUGGGAUUAUUUUCACAAUUACAAGAAGCUCUCCUCUAUAAUUACUAUUGAGUCUUGAAAAAAAGAUUCAUUGUGUCAUAAUCUGUGCCUUAUCAAAGCUGUAUAGACAAGUCAACCAAUUCGUCAUUCCGCUGACAACAAAACGAUGCGUUAUGAAACAAGUGGGCAAAUAUUUGACUAUUCCAUGUUUUCAACUUCAUCGAAAGGAAGAAAAGCGAUAACUAAAGCUUCCAUGAUGAUGGUUCAGCUAAUGAAUAGUGUAAAAACAACUGUUUUUUCAUCGAAUAAAAGUAGUAAUCAAAUGAAUAAUUCUUUAUUUACAAAAUCAUUUGUGAUGUCCAUGUUGAUGAUUCUGUUUCUUAUGGAAAUUUCCGCAAUUGUUACUCCACCCUUCUGGAUGCCUUCAGAAAGUUGGUCUAGUUGUUCCGAAGAAUGUGGUGAAGGUAUUGAAAAGCGUAGAUUUUUAUGUGUUCAAAAUGAUCAUUACAAUGCAACCAUCCUAUUAGAUGAAUCACAGUGUACACAUUUACCAGAUCCUGUUAUGCAAAAUAUAGAAGUUCAUCAAAGAACAUGUAAACUUGGUCCAUGCGGUAAAGGAUACCGUUGGAAAGUAUCAAAUUGGGGUCAUUGUUCACAAACAUGUGGUGGACUAGGUGUAAUGUCACGUGAUGUACAGUGUAUUUACUCAGGCAAAGAUGGUGAUCUUGUGAUGUCAGAUUUUGAUGCAGCAUAUUAUUGUGGAAAUUAUCGUCAACCUGAAAGACAUGCACCGUGCAAUAGAUUUGCAUGUAAACCUGAAUUUGUUCCUGAAAAAUGGGGUAAAUGUAUUCAAAGUGAUCCAUGCCGUCCAGGACGUCAAGUACGUCAGUUAUCGUGUAUAUCUUUACAAGCUAACGGAUCACUUCGUGAAUUACCUAUGGCAGCUUGUUAUAUGAAUGGAAAAACAAUUCAUCCAACAUGGCGUCGAUGUUUUGAAGAAAGUUCAAGAAAAUGUGAUAGUAAACCACCGAUGAUAAAUACUGAUACACUGACUAUUGUUCAAAUGAGAAAAGUAAAAGUGAUCGAUCUGAAGGUUGGUCAACAAGCAUUCGUAAUACCUUAUACGCGCGUUACUGUACGAUGUCCUGUACAGUAUUUUACAGCUCAAGAAUUACAGUGGGCUAAUCAAAACCAUGGAAUAUUAGCCUAUACAGGGGCUAUUUCAGAUCGUAUCAGGGUGGAUAAACGAGGACGACUGCAUAUAAGAAGCUUUCGGCUAAUUGACGAAGGUGAUUGGACGUGUAUAGCUGGAACAAUGAAUGCAACAGUCACAUUAACUGCUAGAACUCCAGCAGCAGGUUUUCAUGAUUGGGUGCAAAGAAACAGACUAUGGACAAAAGGAAUGCUUAGUGAUGAUCCUAAGGCAAUAGCUGUGAAUCAUGAAAUUAUUCAAUGGGUUGUUGGACCAUGGAGUACAUGUUCAACUAGUUGUGGUCAAGCAGGACAACAAUUUCGUGUAGUAAGAUGUGAAAAAGUUGACAGUCGGUUCUACCAAAUAUUAAGUGAUCAGGUUUGCGACGAUAAACUACUUCCGAAACCACCAAGUACAAGAAAAUGUUUGGAAAGUAAUAAAUGUCCUUCAUGGGUCAUUGAGAACCCCGACACUUCCAUUUGUACAGACCGUUGUCUAGAUGUUGGUAAAGGUUCAAUCGGUGGGAAUCUAAUCUGUAUGAUUGGUGAAAAACAAGUCGCUACAAAAUACUGUGACAAAAUUGAUAAGCCAAAUAUGGAGUGUGAUAAUCCUGUCUGUCAGGUUCGAUGGAAUGUCAGUAACUGGUCUCAAUGCUCACGUUCAUGUGGUGGAGUUGGUGUUCAAGCUAGACAUCUUUUAUGUACUUGGUCACAUAACGGUGAAUUAGCAGGUUCACUAUGCUAUUCACAUCAACUUGCUAUUCCAGAUGUGAUACGUUCAUGUGAGGUCCCACCAUGUAAAUUGGGUUGUGUGGAUAUGUCAAAACAUUGUCCAAAAAGAGUAGAACUAUGCAAAUUUACAAUAUAUCGUUAUCAAUGUUGUGAAUCAUGUCAACGACAUCUACAAAUGAUUUCAUCCGUAAAAGACACUUUAAAACUAUUUCAAAAAGAGGAAUUCUCAAACAUUCACUUUCGUAAUGAAUAGACACACAUCCACAAACAAACAAACACACACACACAAACAGAAUAAGUGCAUUUAUUGAAAAGUACAAAGACGAUAGAAGGAAAUAAUAAUAAUAAAACAGUAGAUGCAACUAAUUAUUGACAUAAUUGAUUCACCUCAGGGUUUUGAGCAAAUAAUGAUCAAAACAGAUUCUUCGUCUUAUUCACCAUCUUCUCUUUUUUCUUUUUGAUUCUGAUAUAAAAAUGACCAGUACUACUACCAUUUUAUAUCUAAUCUCAUCUCAUUCGCAUUCGCAUUUAUACAUAUAUGUAGACAAAAAAAACACUUUUAAGGCAAACCUAUUUAAGCACAAUCAAAUCUUAAUAUAAAACAACAACCGGUGCCCAGCAUCCGUACUAUGUCCUCUCUACCGCCAUCCCUUCCCAUGAUCCAUCGAAGUAAAUGUGCACAAAUGACAAUAUAGAUAAAACAAGCACUACAUACGCGAAUAAAUUUUAAAAAAAAUAACAAUUAUCAACAUAUAUAUUAUUCCUUUGAAAUCAGAAAAGAAGAGUUUCUUUUCCAGAAAAAUGUUAUUUCAUCCACAAACCAAAACAUAAAACGAUGAAAUUAAACUGAAGAGCAGAUUUUAUUGACUAUCAUGCAUUACUACACAAACACACACACACACACAUGCACACACACGCGCAUACACAACGCACACACAUAAAUAACCUGUUUGUACAAAUUGUACAUACACAAGUCUAAGUACGAGAGAGAGACCAAUUUAUAUUUAUUACUUUUUAUUUAACAAAAGAUUUGUCAAACAAAAGAGAGUUUUUCUCCAUACUUACACAUAUUCAGUUCUACAAAGAAGACAACACACACACACGCACAUGCACAAUACACAAUAAAGUAAAACCAGAGUAAUAUUAAAAGACAAUUUUUCUUGUUUCCAAUACAGACUACUAAUAUUACUUAUUAUUGUUAUUACCACUAUAAUUAUUGUAUAAUUGCAUCACCAAGUGUUUGAAGUAUUUCAAAAUUAUAUGAGAGAAAAAAACAGUACAAAAAAAGCAGUCAGUAGCUGACGGAAAAGGAGUUUACGCACAAAGUUGAAAAAUACACCACUCUACACGAACAUAUAUACAGGCUGACAUAAACAAUAUACACACAUUAUAAUGACACUACAAUAUAACAUGAAUUAGUAAUGAGAGAAAAUAUUAACGAUACUCUAUGUCAAGAAUUCAUGUCGCUUUAAUCAAAAAAUAAUCAAAGCUCAUAUAAACAAACUGACUUACUGUUGCUCUGCAUACAUAUGUUGUUCUCCCCCUCCUAUGUUCUUGUUGUUUGUUUUUUUAUCAUACUUCUAUUAUUACUGUUGUUAUUAUUACUAUCGACCGAUAGUAAUGUUAUUAAUUGUAAGUUAUUCAGCUACUGAAACACGAUAUAUACGCAUAAGAAAAUAUGGUCAAAAAAAAAGGAAUAUAAACACGUUUGUAGAGGAAAUGAAGAGUCGGGAGUGAUUUUCGAUGAGAAAAAAUUACCUUUUCGGUAUGAUUAACGAGUGGCUGGUUAAAAAUAUAAAUUGAAUUUUGUAAUUUCCGAAAUUACUAAGCUGAUUUAAUGCAUUACCAGUUCGAGCAGGUAGUUAGUCACAAAUCGGGUGGUUUGAAUUGAUUCAAUUGUCCGACCUGAACCA